This is a messenger RNA of Camellia sinensis, 1062 nucleotides long. The record is from RefSeq and is a predicted model, not a curated record. NCBI's taxonomy places the organism in Eukaryota, Viridiplantae, Streptophyta, Magnoliopsida, Ericales, Theaceae.
AUGCAGAAUAUGAUUUGCCUUGCACGUUCGUUCCACUUGCAGUUAGUUGACGUGGUCAUCGAACAACAUCCUCGCAGGGAUAACAACACUCCUGCCAUUAACCCAAUGGCAAGCCACGCCCAAGCCAGAACAGGGGGUACAUUACUAAAUGAUUUGGGAAUGGACGAUGAAGGCGACCUGCUGCAAUCAUUUUGUCCGCACAAGGAGAAAGUCUUCCUUUCCGCUCCAUGGACAAAUGGCUUUACUCACAUCGGACAGCGCUUCGAAGGUGGGGCUUCCGAAUUUCGCCAUGUCUUAUGGAAAUAUGCUGUCGAAUGUGGGUUCCAUAUCAAAUUUCUUAAGAACGACUCCGUUCGGGUAACGGCUAUAUGUGCUAUGAACGAAUCAAAGUCUUCGGACAUGUCGUACUCAUUCCACAGGGGGCGGCGUUACGGUGAGAUGUGCUCAAAUGCUGCAGAAUCAUUCAACUCAUGGGUCCGGGAAGCGCGCAACCUCCCAAUCACAAGAAUGGUUGACAGCAUCCGGACUAAAUUGAUGCGACAAAUGGCGAAACAUAGAGACGCUUCCCAAACGUGGACCGGCACCAUAUGUCCCAAAAUGGAGUCCCGUCUUGAAAAAGCAUUCAAUGAAGGUAGAUCAUGGAAAGUGAGCCAAUCAAACGCUGAUGUAUACGAAGUGCACUCUUUCUCAUCGGUCACUGUUGACAUCGGACACCGCACUUGCUCAUGUUUCAAGUGGCAACUCAAUGGGUUUCCUUGCCCACAUGCAAUGGUUGCUGUCCGUAAAAGUGGUCGGGAUUUGAACACAUUGGUCGAACCAUUCUUCUACGUCUUCAAAUAUCGUUCAACUUAUGCAGCAAGCAUUUUCCCAAUUCCCACCGUUGAGCAACCGUCUUUCAACCCAAAUGAUUACAUCACCAAGCCCCCCAUCAUGAAACGUCCACCUGGUCGACCAAAAAAGAAGAGGAUACUGUCAAAGGGGGAACAUGUUCAGCAAAUCAGAUGCGGCAGAUAUGGGCGCAUGGGGAAUCAUAACAGGAAGACAUGCAACGAACUCAUUUAA